AGUGUACAUUGUGAGUUAGUAAUGCAUGUUAGUCCUUCGGUAACUAUUGUGUCGAAGUAAAAUAAUACAAGUAAAUAAUACAAAACCAGAAUGCCGUCGAUAGAUGCAGCAGAGGAAGCAUCCGUUCCUCAAAUUCCGAAAACGGAGCUUGAGGAACUGCAAAUAAAGGCUCAAGGUGUUGCUGAUGAGUCUCUGGAAAGUACCCGCCGCAUGAUUGCGCUUUGUGAAGAGAGCAAGGAGGCAGGAAUACGAACUCUAGUAGCUCUCGAUGAUCAGGGAGAACAACUUGAUAGAAUCGAGGAGGGAAUGGAUCAAAUAAAUGCUGAUAUGAGGGAAGCAGAAAAAAACUUAAGUGGAAUGGAGAAGUGCUGCGGUAUAUGCGUUCUUCCUUGUAACAAAAGCCAAUCAUUUAAAGAGGAUGAUGGGACGUGGAAAGGUAAUGAUGAUGGAAAAGUAGUCAAUAAUCAGCCCCAAAGGGUAAUGGAUGAUAGAAAUGGAAUGAUGGCUCAAGCUGGAUACAUUGGAAGAAUCACAAAUGACGCAAGAGAAGACGAAAUGGAAGAAAAUAUGGGCCAAGUCAAUACGAUGAUAGGAAAUUUGCGAAACAUGGCUUUAGACAUGGGUUCUGAGUUAGAGAAUCAAAACAGACAAAUUGACAGAAUAAAUCGAAAGGGUGAAUCGAACGAAGCGAGAAUAGCUGUUGCGAAUCAAAGGGCUCAUCAACUUCUAAAAUAAAGCGUGUUUUGAUAUAAAGUAAUGACAAAGUUUAGUAAUUUAAUGUUCACAAAGGUGAAGUUUUAAGUAUAUACAGAAAUUAAUAAAAAAUUGUUAUCCAUAAAUUCUUAAGUACGUUUGAUAAAAAUAUUAAUA
Teleopsis dalmanni is the source of this 870-nucleotide messenger RNA. RefSeq names its product synaptosomal-associated protein 25 (gene Snap25). The coding region runs from base 91 to 735 and encodes 214 amino acids. The record is from RefSeq and is a predicted model, not a curated record. Gene Ontology annotation, biological process: synaptic vesicle priming; exocytosis; synaptic vesicle fusion to presynaptic active zone membrane. Lineage: Eukaryota; Metazoa; Arthropoda; Insecta; Diptera; Diopsidae. Gene Ontology annotation, cellular component: SNARE complex; plasma membrane. The transcript is spliced from 8 exons. Gene Ontology annotation, molecular function: syntaxin binding; SNAP receptor activity.